Aedes albopictus (Asian tiger mosquito) is the source of this 1400-nucleotide messenger RNA. RefSeq lists its product as uncharacterized. The coding region runs from base 154 to 1356 and encodes 400 amino acids. The transcript has 2 exons. The record is from RefSeq and is a predicted model, not a curated record. Lineage: Eukaryota; Metazoa; Arthropoda; Insecta; Diptera; Culicidae.
CAUCUGUCACAUUUCGGAAGUGGCUGUGAAAGUGUUGAAGAAAAAGUUCCGUCGCAAUCAACGUUUUUAGGAGGAAAACCCCAAAGUUUGGCCUCCAAUCGGACGACAUCGAUUUCAAUCAGGUGUAAACUUGCAAGUUUCAGCUAGCACAUUAUGGACGAUGACAUUACACGCGAGCAACUUCACUCAUUGGAAGUGGAAAAAAUUAUCUCCGAAACUAUUCUGGGCGACACUCCCUCUGCAGAAGAGAUCGUCCCUGAGGCACCUCUCGAACCGACCAAAACUGCGAAUGAAGAUGAAGAACCGGAAGAACCCCGCGUCUACACGAACGAAAUUGCUAUCUGUAAUUUGAUGUAUCAUGGCCAGAAAAAAGGCGUUCACCCUUCCGACAGUGUCGUCAUACGGUGCACAUCCGCAGCGGAGUUCGCCGAUCAGGUGUACACGCUAGUUAAACCGUUACUGAAACGUGGCGUUUACUUUCCGGAACCGGAUCAACCGUGCUGGAUGGAGAAUGAACUUCCCACGCGGGAGGAAUUUCCCCAGUUCGUGCAAUUUAAGGACAACAUACAGAAGCGUUGCUGGAAGUUGGACGCCGUGGACGAAUACAUGCUGAUGAAGUGGGCUAACAGGCUUAUCUACUUGCAGGCGUAUGUCCACUCGAGUAACGUCCAAAGCAAAGCAAUGUGGGAACAGGUCCAGCAGGAACUGCUCGGAGUCCAAUCGGAUGGCAAGAAAACCAAAGAAGCUUUGGAAGAAGAGAGGUUACAGUUUGUCAUGAAAAAGUUGCAAAAGGCUCACCAGGCUUCCCUGAUUCCGCGGACGGACGACGCGUUCAAGCUGUGGGCUCGCCUAAUAAUGCAGCAAACGUCCAAGGAUCAAAGAGAUCGGUUCUUCGUUAAACCUCCACAAGAGCUGCUGGAAAAGUUCUUAGUCGUGGAAAACGAGAAGCCCAAGCCGGAGAAACGAAACCGUACCAUUUCGGGGCCGGCUCUACGGGGUCACACACAGGAUGGAUUCGGUUUCCAGGACGAGAUAUUGGCCCUGCGGCAGACGGUAACCCAGAUCAAGGAUUUGGUGGAAAUGCUGGACAAACGGGUGGAACUGCUGGAGGAGAAAAGCCGAGGCUACAAUCAAACGCUCGAGGGAAUACCCCUGAAGAAGAGGAAGUACGAUUCCGAUGGCGAUAGCGAUGGCGAAGAUGACCAAAAAGGGAUGGGAGCAGGAAACGACGAGAGACCAAUUGAUGUAAGGCCACCGUUGGUGAGGGUCGAAGGUAAUCACGGUAAUCCGGAUCCGUUGGUGUUUGAGGAUAUAGUUGUGAAAGAGGAAUACGAUGAAAUUGAGUCUGAUGGUUAGGUUAGGAGAAUGAAACACGAAGCUGAAUGGGAAUAUGUUCAUAA